Molecule: messenger RNA, 1488 nt
Organism: Benincasa hispida (wax gourd)
Lineage: Eukaryota; Viridiplantae; Streptophyta; Magnoliopsida; Cucurbitales; Cucurbitaceae
Source: RefSeq, a predicted model, not a curated record
CAUAAUGUUUUUUGUUAUUCAAUAAUUGGAAAUACGACGAAAUGAACUAUUUUUAGAAUGUACAAAUGCUCUUUAAGCGCCGCACCUCACGAUUUCAGAUCUGAAAUUUUCUUUCCAUUUCGAUUCUGUCUCAAUUUUUUUUUCUCAUUUCACGAUCUGGGUUCUCUCUCUUUCAUCGUUUUCGUUCUCCAAGUCACUCGUUCCCUCUGUUUUUAUUUGUUUUUGUUCCCCAAAUCUCCUUCUCAGCUUUGUUGUUCGAUCUCUUCAUGGAAUCUAGCUUGAAAAUGGCGGAAAUGGCUUCUUCUUAUUGAUUUACUGUUUGUCGGGUUCUCCAGAGUGUUAAGAAGAUGAGAAGAAAAGAAGGCCCUUUUGAUUCAGGAUCCUGGUAGAAUGAUUGCUCUGUGCUGAAAUGGAAAGUAAAACCUCUUUAGAUGGGUGGUUUAGAUUGUAUGGCUACAAAAGAUAGAGAGUUUGAAAUAGAUCUUGAAGGUGGUGGUAAUACCAGCGAAGAUGAUUUGAGCAGUGAAACUGACUCAACAUCAAAAAGACAUGCUAGAAAAACUUUUAACAGGCUUCGGAGUGGGUUUCUGAGUUCUGAUGGAUCUAUAAGUCGAAUUGGUAGCUUUGCUUCCAGUAGUAAUUCCACCAAGCUUGUUAAGCUUGGUGUCGAUGAGAAUGUGGAGUUGUCGAUGGACAGUUCAGAUGGAGAAAAGAGGAGAGAAUUUGGGGCUUUUGCAGAGAAGAAGAACGUGAAAGGGAAGAUUGGAAAAGUUCACAAGCCACCACGACCUCCGAGGGGUCCAUCGUUGGAUGCUGCUGACAGGAUCUUUGUUAAAGAGAUGACUGAGUUAGCCGUGAAAAAGCGUGCCACAGUUGAGAGAAUAAAAGCUUUGAAGAAGAUGAAAGCUGAGAAAGCAUCUUCAUUCAACAGCAGCUUACCUGCCUUAUUUAUCACGCUGCUUUUCUUUGUAGUCAUCAUCUUUCAAGGAAUGAGUGCUAAAGGUAGCACAAUGGUAUUGAUGUCGGAUUCUCCUGCCCCUUCCGUCGGUGGAAGUGCAGGCUUGAUUGUUCAACAUUCGUUUCAAUCUUCCCCCGAUGUUAACGAACCUCAAUCCCACAUUCUCAAUUUUGCAGGAAAGCAAACUUCUGACCCUGAUGCCAUACGAGAAGCGAGGUCGGUGGAAGAGUUGAAGAACCACUAAAGUUUAGUGUCAAUAAUCUGGAUAUGAUUCUUGAAUGGAGAUUCCUCGACUCCGACUCUCCAAAAUGAGGAAUGGGGUGGGGAUGCGGAUUAUAAAUCCCCAAGAAGACAGGUAUGGGUACGAGAAGUACAUCUCCGACCCCGUGGUCACACAAAAUCUUUUUUAGAUUUUAGUGUUGGAAAAAUAUAAGAAAUAUCUAAUUAAUUAGAUAUUUUUUAUUACACUGUUAUGCAAUCCCAAUGUCAUCAAAUAUCAGAUAUCAGAUAUUGUGUGUGGUGUGCCUCUA